Molecule: messenger RNA, 2194 nt
Organism: Lactuca saligna
Lineage: Eukaryota; Viridiplantae; Streptophyta; Magnoliopsida; Asterales; Asteraceae
Source: the annotation of a GenBank genome assembly
AAAUAGGUGACACUUAAAAGUUGCUUAUGCUUCUUAAACAAGCUUUUUCAAUCGCUAGGAUAAUCCCAAAGUAUAGCUAGCCUUAAUCAAUCAUCACCAUCACCACCAUCAUCAUCUUCUUAUACAUAUCCAAGCCUAGUAUUUAGCAUUCAUUGUGCAGAAAGAACAUGUACAAGCUCGUUGUUGUUUAAUCUUUUUUUCUUCGUGGAGUACAGAAAAAAUGAUCGAACCUGUUGCAACUAAAAUACUCAUAGGAAUCACAUUAGAUCAAGAACAGAGCAUGGAUCUUCUGUCUUCAGCAAUUUGUAAUUUGGCUCGUCCGAAUGACACUAUCGUGGCUUUGCAUGUCCUUGUGGCCAAGAGGAGGAAGAAACACAAAGACAUAAGUAAGAAAGAAGAGGGCAUAGAGAAAUCAGUCAACAGAUAUCAAAUGCGAAUUCGGAAAGCAAAAUCUUUUGUUAUAUCUGUCAUGGGAGAAUUCGCCAACAUAUGCCGUGCCAAACAAGUGAAGUUGGAGGCAAGAGUUGGGUUUAAUUCAAGUGUCGGGGAAGGACUUAUUGAAGAAGCAAAAACCAUAUCUCCUAAGUAUCUUCUCAUCGGAAGUAAAAGCAACCAAUUAAACCAGGUCCAUCAAGCAGAAAAGUACUGCCUUGAUCAUCAUCCAAAGUCGUGUACGUUAGUUUUGGUUCGAAAAUCUGAUGUCCCACAACAAGAUUUUCAAUCUGGCAUUGUCAAUGUAGAAGAUUUGUCAAGAAAGAAGAACGAGCAACGUUCACCUAGAAACGUGUUGGAUUUAUCUGAAGGAGACUAUCAUAGCACAGAAGAAGAUAGUUCUAGCUUUGAAGGAUCAAGCAUAACAGAAUCCCCACGACCUCAGUUGGCUACUGAGUUAAAAGGACAAUUUUCUUUUAGAAAACAUAUAUCUUCGUUAAAACGCAUUUCAUCUUUCUUACGCUACCCAUUUGAGACUGACGCUAGGAAACCCAACGCGAAGCUUCCAAUCAAAGAACAGCCCCCUCCUUUGUUGAAGUGCUUUAGUUAUGUAGAGCUUGCCAAUGCCACAAAUAACUUCCACCAAGAUAAUAUUGUGGGUAUAGGAGGAUACUCAGAGGUAUACAAAGGUGACUUACAAAAUGGACAAGUAAUCGCAGUGAAAAAGCUAGCUAAGGACAACAAAGAUCAAAAUAAGGAGAAAGAGUUCCUAAUGGAAUUGGGAAUUCUUGGACAUAUUCACCAUCCUAAUACUGCAAGCUUGGUCGGCUGUUGUGUAGAAAAUGGACUUUAUCUCGUCUUUAACUACUACCCUAAUGGAACUCUCUCCUCAGCAUUACAUGGAAAAACAAAAAAGCAUAUAAACUGGCCAGAAAGAUACAAGAUAGCUCUUGGAAUUGCUAGAGGUUUACAUUAUCUUCAUACAUGUUGCAAGCAUCGGAUAAUACACCGUGAUAUAAAAGCAUCAAACGUUCUUCUAGAUCUAGACUUUGAACCCCAGAUUUCAGACUUUGGUCUUGCGAAAUGGCUUCCAACCAAUUGGACACAACAUGCUGUAAUUCCUAUUGAAGGGACUUUCGGAUACUUAGCACCAGAGUACUUUAUGCAUGGGAUUGUUGAUGAGAAAACCGAUGUUUUUGCUUUUGGAGUUCUUCUUUUGGAGAUCAUAACGGGGCGUAUGCCUGUGAAUUCAGACAAACAAAACCUUGUAUUGUGGGCCAAACCACUUAUGGACUCUAGAGACAUCCAUGGACUAGUUGACCCUGAUCUAGAAGGUGCAUAUGAACUUGAUGAAGUGUACAGACUAGUACUUGCAUCUUCAUAUUGUGUACAACAAUCGUCUGAUGCGCGACCUUCCAUGACUGAGGUGUUAGAAGUUUUACAAUAUGGAGAUGACUCAAAUUUCACAAAGAGUUGGAGGAUACCAAAAUAUACACAAGAGGGGAAUGAAAUGGAUGAUUACUCCAUGAUUUUUGGCUACGAUGUUCCACAAGAUAUUAGUCUAGAUGAGAUGUAGAUGGAAAUAAUUAUCUUUUUAUAAGAGGUUGUAAUUUUUGUCUUAAUUAAGUAGCUCACAUGAAAAACUAGGUUAUAACCUUUCCAUAAUUAAAUUCUUUAUAUCUUCAUCUUUAUUUUGCAAUUCAUCACCAUUUGUAUUGCUUUUUGUAUGGAAAACGUAAUGUAUAUUUUCCUUCUUAUGAAU